UAUUUUAUAACUCGACCUCGAUUUAACGACGACUUUUAUGCUUGCCUAUUACAGUUUUACCGCAUGCAUAUUCAUUUACAAGGAUUUAUUUACUAACUAAUAUUGUUUUUAAAAAAUGACAGUGGACAUAACGCUAAUUUACUUUGAACAGUAGGCUAAGGCUAAUUCAAAGAAAAACGGAAGUUGCCUGUCUGCCACCAGUGUCGUGAAGAAGUACAGUAACCGCAAGCUACCAGAGCAUAUUGAGGAGGAAGUAAUUCUGCACGGGCAGUAUGCCCCCAUUACCAGGCGCUGAGUUGGUUCGUACACCGGUUCAUCUGUAUCGUUACCUUCUUAGAUGUUGCAAGCAAUUGCCAACCCGUGCAAUGCAGCAACAUUAUCAACAUGCUAUAAGACAGGGUUACAAUAGUCACACAGACGAAGACGAUCCUGAGAGGAUUCAACUGAUCAUUCAAAGAGCUAUAUCAGAUGCAGAUUGGAUUCUCGAUAAAUAUAAUAAAAAAUGAGAUGUGUGAAAUAAGAGGACAAGACUGCUGGCUCCAUUGGACUUCCAUGUGGAACAAGCCUUGAUCAAAACAGGAUUUAGCUUGUUCUGCCAUGCAAGAAACAUCCCAGGGACAGAUGCAUCAUGCAAUGUAGCAAUAAGAGAAGUGAUGUUUACCAACCCUCUUUACCGAGGGACCAACGGACAGUCCACAUUUGUGUUUUAGUGCUGCACUACACACCUGAUUCAUCUAGUCAAGGGGUUUGAUUUGUUUAUUCAGAUAUGUUAGUGCAGGGCUUGAACCAAAAUGUGGGCUGUCUGGUUGUCCCGAAGUAGAGGAUUGGGAAACACUGACAUAAGUGUAGCUGACACUUCUAGUCCUCAAAGCAAUAUUUGCACAUGCUGUCCACUUACGUUGAUCUAAUGUGUAUUUAUUGUUACUACAAAGAUCUGUUUGUAUAUCCGCCAAUGUUACAAUACGGUAGCAGGAUGAGAGUUAUGUUGAGUCUGUAUUUAUCAUAUGUAAACCAUAACGCUAGCUACGUUUCCAUCCAAUUGGCGUCAGAUUUUCAUGCUAAUAUUCUAAAAUCUGCAUUUUUUUCCCCAUUUUUACACCAAAUUUACUUGUUGCGGAUACAAAUCAGUGCACAAUGACUGGGUGCACACACAAUGUACUUUUUUGCUUAAGUUUUCAUGUACCAAAUAAAAAUAUAAAGUUCAAUG
Salvelinus namaycush (lake trout) is the source of this 1207-nucleotide messenger RNA. RefSeq names its product LYR motif containing 9 (gene lyrm9). The record is from RefSeq and is a predicted model, not a curated record. Lineage: Eukaryota; Metazoa; Chordata; Actinopteri; Salmoniformes; Salmonidae. The transcript is spliced from 4 exons. The coding region runs from base 273 to 506 and encodes 77 amino acids.